AUGAUUCAAAUAGGGCUAGAUGCAGGAUAUUUAGCAAUACAAAAGUUUAAUAAUUUUAUAAAAAAUUUUAUAAUAAAAUAUACUCCAAAACAUUUAGCUAAUAAUCUUGAAAAUUCUGAUUUAGAUUAUGUUAAUGAAUCAUCUUCUCAAAACUAUAGUAAUGUCGAGAAUAUAGAUCCAUCUCUAAUUCAGAAUCCUAUCAUUCAUCCAAAAAAAGGUACAUCACGCAAAACAUGUUUUAAAAAAUUUCAAAAAUUAAAACUGAAGACUUUAGAGCGAAAGCUAACAGAAUAUCAACAAUAUUAUAAGUUUGGACAUAAUAAAGCUAGUUGUGAAAAAUCGUAUAAAAAGUAUCAAAUUCCUUAUCCUUUUUAA
This is a messenger RNA of Racocetra persica, 375 nucleotides long. The record is from the annotation of a GenBank genome assembly. NCBI's taxonomy places the organism in Eukaryota, Fungi, Glomeromycota, Glomeromycetes, Diversisporales, Gigasporaceae.